Mangifera indica (mango) is the source of this 884-nucleotide messenger RNA. RefSeq names its product PLAT domain-containing protein 3-like. The transcript has 2 exons. The coding region runs from base 167 to 706 and encodes 179 amino acids. NCBI's taxonomy places the organism in Eukaryota, Viridiplantae, Streptophyta, Magnoliopsida, Sapindales, Anacardiaceae. Gene Ontology annotation, molecular function: protein binding. The record is from RefSeq and is a predicted model, not a curated record.
AAUCAAUAAAUCACAUGCCACCUCAAAAUUAAUCACUUUUAUAGGCUGAUUGGAAUUUUUCAAAAUCAGUAGAAAAUUUCAAUAUCUUAAUGUAGGCUUCAUCUUAGGAGAAAUUUAUUAACUAUAUUUAAUUAAACACCGCAAUCACUUCUCUACAAACUCAGCCAUGGCCUCCAACACUCUCUCGCUUUACCUGCUACUCCUGCUCUCCUCCGCCACAAUCGCGUUCUCGGAUGGAGAUAAUUGUGUUUACACGGUGUACAUCAGAACGGGUUCCAUCUUCAAGGGAGGCACUGACUCGAUCAUCAGCUUGAGACUGUAUGACUUGUACGGUGAGAUGGUGGAGAUAAAGAAUCUGGAGUUAUGGGGAGGGCUGAUGGGUUCAGGUUACAACUAUUUCGAGAGAGGUAAUGUAGACAUUUUCAGUGGAAGAGGGCAGUGCCUGAGUAGACCUGUGUGCGCCAUGAAUCUUACAUCGGACGGCUCAGGACCGCAUCAUGGAUGGUACGUUAACUACGUGGAGGUCACAUCAGCCGGCCUUCACACGCCUUGCUCUCAACAGCACUUCACUUUAGAGCAGUGGCUGGCGCUGGAUGCGGCUCCAUUUGAGUUGACCGCUAUCAGGAAUUACUGUCCUCCGAAUUAUGCUGGUCGGCAAAACGAAGAUCGUAAAAGGGUAUUUAAGUCUUUGUCUUUUGCCAGGUAAGAUUACAUAAUAAGCAUGUUUAGACCCUCGGGUGAGGAUGAGCAAUAAUCUAGUAUGAAAUUUUCUAGAGAUGGUAUAAUUAAUUAAUAUUGAAGAUGGGUUGAGGGAAUUUACUGAUCUACAUAUUUAACAUUGGAUUAUAGUUCUAAUUGUUAUGUCAUUCUCGUAUUGUUAAUAA